This is a messenger RNA of Lactuca virosa, 867 nucleotides long. NCBI's taxonomy places the organism in Eukaryota, Viridiplantae, Streptophyta, Magnoliopsida, Asterales, Asteraceae. The record is from the annotation of a GenBank genome assembly.
AUGCCCACUAGUAGAAGAGAAGGAAAAGAAAAGAUGCUAGCAUUAACCCCUCUAUUCUCAACUACCUAUGGAUGGCCCUCAGAGGAUCUCAUCCAGAAGAAUGUUGAACUGGACUGCAAUAAUAUUUCUUUGGAAGUUGAAACAAAUUCAUAUGAUCCUUUUCUUGAUUUUCAUAGAUAUGAUGACAUCCAGCAUGACUUUUUACCUGUAGAAAAUUCCAUAUCUGCUGGAGGGCUUGUAAAUGGCGAUUCCACUGAUCCUUUCAUGGUGGUGAAGAAACUCAAUCAUAAUGCCAGUGAAAGACAUCGUCGUAAGAGGGUGAACGACUUAUAUGGUUUCCUUCGUUCACUGCUACCCAUUUCCAGUGAUCAAAAGAAAAAAGUAAGUAUCCCAGGGACAGUAUCUCGUGCAGUUAAGUACAUACCGGAACUAAAGAAGGAAGUAGAGACAUUAAUACACAAAAAAGAAAAGAUUUUGGCAUAUUCGUCAUCUGAAGCUAAUUUGAGGCAAGAACAUGUAGCAACGAAGAAUAAAAGUGGUAAAGAUGCAACUAUCGAAACAAAAUCAUGGGUCGUUUCUUGUGUAAGAAUUUUAGGAGUGAAAGAAGCUGUUAUACAACUGAUUUCUGCAACUGAUGAUAUGAGCAAGGGUGGGGAUAUUGGCCUAUUGUCUGACGUUUUGGAAUACUUAGAGCAGGAUGAAAAUGGGUUUGUUUUACUGAAUGCAACUUCAUUCAGAUGUUCAGGAGACGGGAUGUCAUUAAGCACUCUGCAUCUUCAGGUGCAAGGUGAUAAUCGCAUAGACUUUGAAAGACUGAAGGAGAAGCUUAGCUCUUUCCACCAUCAAUCAGCUCGAGAUUUACGCUAA